Rhinocladiella mackenziei CBS 650.93 is the source of this 1167-nucleotide messenger RNA. RefSeq lists its product as uncharacterized. The transcript is spliced from 2 exons. The record is from RefSeq and is a predicted model, not a curated record. Gene Ontology annotation, biological process: actin filament depolymerization; barbed-end actin filament capping. The coding region runs from base 1 to 1167 and encodes 388 amino acids. Gene Ontology annotation, cellular component: actin filament; cytoplasm. NCBI's taxonomy places the organism in Eukaryota, Fungi, Ascomycota, Eurotiomycetes, Chaetothyriales, Herpotrichiellaceae. Gene Ontology annotation, molecular function: actin filament binding; actin monomer binding.
AUGCAGUCCGGAAUCUCAGCGUCCGCGGACCUCCACGGUGCCUUCACCAACUUCACGUCGGACAGCACUCUUUUCUGCCUCCCUGUCACCAUCACUUCCGAAUCUCUAACUUCCUUACCCUCGAUCCCCUUUCCCUCGACCUCGUCCACCUUCUCCUCCUCCCUAUGCUCCCUCGACAGCCUCCUCAACCCCACCACACCACUAUACCUUUUGCUUCGUAAAACCCCCUUGCAACCCGAGCUGGUGGCGAUCACAUACAUCCCGUCACGGGCACCUGUUCGGCAAAAGACGCUGUUUGCAUCGACACGCGCGACACUCGUCCGUGAACUGGGCAGCGAGAAGUUCGCGGAGGCCAUCUUCCUCACGGAGCGCGAGGAGAUCCUCGACCCAGGGCAAUGGGAUGAGCGUGCGGGCACGGGCUCAACGUCGGCCUCUGCAGCGCAGGCUUCCGAAGGCGUUGAUAUAGGGCUGUUGAGCACCCAAGAGCGCGAACUCCGAGCCGUCAAGCGCGCGGAGGAAGAGGAGCGCCAUGGAACCCGCGGUCGAGAUCUUAUGAACGAAGGUGGUAGUGGUGCGAGUUGGAUCGGAACUCGGGACGGUGACAGUGCCGCUACCCGCAGCGGGGUCACGAUGAGAAUCACCGACGAGGCGAAAUCCGCUAUGGCUGAGCUGACGACUGCAUCUGUUGCUGGAGGUCUGAUGGUGCAGUUCGGUAUCGACAUUCCCACUGAGUCGCUCACGCUGAUCAACUCGAAGCCUGACGUCGCGCCGGACACCGUGGCCGGUCUCAUCCCAGCAGAUCGCCCGAGUUAUACGUUCUACACAGUCCCAAACUCCAGCGGUGGUGGUGGCGCCGGGUCGAUUUUCAUCUACGUGUGUCCGGGGACGAGCAAAAUUAAGGAACGCAUGAUGUACGCCAGUUCGCGCCAAGGGGUGUUGCAUACUUUCGAGGGCGAGGGGGGCAAGGUCCUCCGCAAACUUGAGGCGGGAGAUCCAGAGGAGCUAGGAGCCGGGAGGCUAGAGGAGGAAGUCAAGACUGUGUCUAGUGCCGGUGCUGCCGGUUUAGGGGUAGGAAGUGAUGGAAAUGGUGACGAUUCGGCGCCUGGGCCUGACACCGCAACACCGAGGAGCGGGUUUGCUAGGCCGAAGAGGCCGGGAAAGCGGUAG